UGAGUAAAAACGUGCAGUGGAAACAGCCAGACUUCUCUCAGCAAGUAAAGCUUUGAUUUGGAAACCUACAACCGGAAGUGACCCUAUUGACCACGUGCUAAUUGACGGUGUUUCAGCCUCAAUAAGAGCCCGGUGUUACCAUCAGCUGAGACACGCAGACUCAGUCCGGAGGCGUUCAGUCAACGUUUCAGCUGGACUGAGUUCGACUGUCAAACGUCUUGACAUAUAAAACAUUUCAAUUGUUGCCUAAGAACUUUUAACUCCUGACAAUCUCACAGUUUAAAUCUAUAUUUGCUCCAAAAUUGCCUCAGACGUUAAGAUGCCUUUUAUCGAGCACGUAUCCGACUCGGAUUUAGAGCGUUUGGCGCUGGAGCGGGUCGUCCCGGCGCUGCUGGCGCACGGUUUCUGCCAUGUAGACGGUCUUCUCGGGGAGUUGGCCGGGGACGCCGUGCUGGACCAGGUGAAGGAGAUGCACCGGUCCGGAGCGCUGCAGGACGGCCGGCUGGCCGGCUCCGUCCCUGGCAUCCGCCGGAGGAGCAUCCGCGGGGACCAGAUCGCCUGGGUGAGCGGGACGGAGCGCGGCUGCGAGGCGAUCAGCUUCCUGCUCAACCUGAUCGAUAAACUGAUCUCCGUGUGCUCCAGCCGGCUGGGGAACAAGGCGAUCCGGGAGAGGUCGAAGGCCAUGGUGGCGUGUUACCCGGGAAACGGGGCCGGUUACGUCAAACACGUGGACAACCCGAACUCCGACGGACGCUGCAUCACCUGCAUCUACUACCUCAACAAGAACUGGAACGCCAAGGAGCACGGCGGCAUCCUCAGGAUCUUUCCAGAAGGGAAAUCCUACGUCGCCGACAUCAAGCCGCUGUUCGACAGGCUGCUCUUCUUCUGGUCCGACCGCAGGAACCCGCACGAGGUGCAGCCCUCCUACUCCACCAGGUACGCCAUCACAGUUUGGUAUUUUGACUCUGAGGAGAGAGCCGAGGCCAAGAGACGCUUCAGAGACCGGACAGCUUCCUCUCGGCAGGGCAGCAGCACCAGCUGAACGUGAGAAAACGUCGCCGCCUGGUGUUUAACUGCAGGAGAAGACGGCAGGAAUCCCUUCUGACUCUCGCUCCUCUGUCUGUGUCAGCUGAAAGAAAAGACAAAAAGAAGAAGUGUCACUCUGUCCUGGACUCCGGAGGAUUCGAGGGAAUUUUCAAACUUUCAUCUGAUGAACUGAUGUUCCCUCAUCGCUCCGGCGUCCAGGCUGGAGAAGACAACCUGCCUGCACUGCUGCGAGCGCUGCUGCUGCAACCUGACAAAUGAUGAGUUCAGGUGACCGGCAGCUGCUCUGGACUCUUUCUGCUUUACUUGUGCAAUACUCUCUCUCUCUCUCUCUCUCUCUCUCUAUGAUUUCUGCUGAAAGCCCUCCUGAGACGGAGGAAACGGCGGACUGCACCUUUUAAUGCUUCGCCUUCAGCUCACUUCAAAACAAGAGACUGAGAGACAAUGUUUACAGACGGAGAGAAAUUAAGAGACACGAUGAUUUCUAACCCGAGUGUGAGAGAAAACUUUCAUAUCGUAACAUUUUUCUCUGCACACGUUUGUGUUUUUAAUCAUCGAGGAGCAUCAGAGAAAUGUUUACUAGUAACUGAAGUCUACAUAUUCAACAAACAAAGGCUGCAAAACUUAACGAAAAAGAAGAAUUAUGCUCUUAAAUCUUAACCUGAGAAAGCAGGAAAGAGAGGAGGAGGCAAAUAUGUUUUAGGAAAAUGACUAGUGGUUUAAAUAAUAACAAUAAUAAUAAUAAGACGUGGAGUCAUUUCAAAAGUUGCCACAAACUUCACAAAAUGUUGUAAAACUUUAUUAUUUUACAAGUCCUUUCAUUGUAAUUUGCUGGAACUCGCGUAAUUUCCAGGUAUUUAACGCUUAAAUUUCAGAGUAUUUUACAGAGUGUGGUGCAGUUUGGUACAAAUUAUAAGAAAAAUGUCAAAAAAGUGUUUAUUUUUGGGUUCAUAUGAAGUUGUUAUAAUAAAUUAGAUUCUCAACUGAAAAAAACGUAUUUUUCAGUGUGUAGUUUUGUGUGUCAAUUAACAUUUUCUAUGUAACACUUUAUUUUAUGAGUCAUUUACUUUCCUAAUUUCUAAAACAUCUUUUAAAGGGUUAUGUGAUUUGGUAGUAUUGAGGAAAUGCACUUAAGAAAGAAUCUAAUAUAAUAAUCUAAUAAUACAUAAUAAUAUAUGUAGUUUGGUGUAUCAAACUACAUAUAGAAAACUCCGAAAACAACAUACAAACCCAAAAAUAUUCAGCUGGAAACCAACUUUUCUUGAGUUUUUUUCUAACAGUUUGUACCACAUUACACCCCCUCCCUCCCUGUGUAAAACGUCCUAAAUUAAAUUGUUAAAUACCUGCAAAUUAUACAGAAAAUAUCCAUUAAAUUAGUAUAAAAUGAAAGGAGCUGUAAGAUAAAAUGUCAUUCUUGAUCUUGGGAACAGCAGUUUGAACACCAGCUUUUUUUGUCAGAGCUUUCAACCACAUCUCACUCAAAUCACUCCAUUUACUGAAGAAGACAGUGGUAGAGCUGCAACUAAUCAUUAUUUUCAUUAUCAAUUAAUUCGCUGAUUAUUUUCUCAAUUAAUGGAUUAAUCAUUUUAUGUAUAAAAUGUCCUAAAGAUACUCUGCUUAUUAUUUCGUAUGACACAGAAAAGUAUCAAAUCUUCAUAUUUGAGAAGCUGAAACCAGCUUUAAAAAACAACUUAGAUUAUCAAAUAUUGUUGUUGACUCAUUUCCUGUUGAUCGAUGCAUUGUUGAAGCUCUAGACGAUGGUUGAAAGCUCCAGAAAAAGCUGCCUGGUGAACCUUUGAAUUUCACAACAUGUCAAAAAUAUAAAAAAGAUUCACAUAAAAUAAAAUAAAUCAAGUUGA
Molecule: messenger RNA, 2903 nt
Organism: Thunnus maccoyii (southern bluefin tuna)
Lineage: Eukaryota; Metazoa; Chordata; Actinopteri; Scombriformes; Scombridae
Gene: egln3
Product: egl-9 family hypoxia-inducible factor 3
Exons: 5
Coding region: 320-1042 (240 amino acids)
Biological process (GO): peptidyl-proline hydroxylation to 4-hydroxy-L-proline; cellular response to hypoxia
Cellular component (GO): nucleus; cytoplasm
Molecular function (GO): ferrous iron binding; peptidyl-proline 4-dioxygenase activity; L-ascorbic acid binding
Source: RefSeq, a predicted model, not a curated record